AUGGGUGACUAUCCACGUCCAGGCUGGAAAGAAGAUCUCGCCUACCUCCUCGAAGAAGGUAUCAAAGUCAGCCUCGUCUACGGCGACCGCGACUACGCCUGCAACUGGUAUGGCGGCGAAUUGCUCUCCCUCGCCAUACCCUACGCAAACGCAUCCUCGUUUGCCAGCGCCGGAUAUGCCCCCGUCGUUGUGAACGACACCUACAUUGGCGGUCAGGUCCGGCAAUACGGUAAUCUCUCUUUUACUCGCGUCUACGAAGCUGGCCACGAAGUCCCCGCUUACCAGCCUGAGACUGCCUAUCGAAUCUUCCAACGCGCCCUGUUUAAUCGCGAUAUCGCAACUGGUAACACCUCGACGCUGGAUAUGCCGGACUACAGCACUGUCGGGCCAAGCGAUAUAUCCAAUAUCACGAAUGAGCCUGUUGUUGACCCCGGGUCGCAGUGCUACGUGUUGGAUCGCGGACAGUGUACGGAUGAGCAGUGGGAGACGGUUAUGAAUGGGAGUGCGUUGAUUAAGAAUUGGAUUGUUGUGGAUGCGAAUACGAGUAGUUUGUUUCCGGACUUGGUGGGUGGGAAUCACACGGUGAAUGGGAGUGUGCCGUCUGGGACAGGGAGCUUGGGGCCUGUGUAUACGGGUGGUGCUGGUGGGUUUGGGGUAGCGAGUGCAAGGGGGGUGGUUGGUUUGGCUGUGCUGGUGGGUGGGGUGGGGUUAUUGUAG
This is a messenger RNA of Plenodomus lingam JN3, 717 nucleotides long. NCBI's taxonomy places the organism in Eukaryota, Fungi, Ascomycota, Dothideomycetes, Pleosporales, Leptosphaeriaceae. The record is from RefSeq and is a predicted model, not a curated record.